AUGUUUAUGAGUGUGAAGGAACGCGCGCGCCAGAUCGCCAGUGGGCAAUUUUCUCAGCCAACUACAAGCGCUCCUGAUGAGUCUUUGAUUGAUCUUGCGCCUGAACCUAAGCCUGCGACACCGGGGAAGAAGGGAAAGAAUGUUGCAAAAGAAGCACCUCCAAAAGCAGCCGCUACGCCCUCGAAAACAAAAGCGUCAAAAGCCGCGGCUCCUAAGGAAUCUACGCCAAAGGUUAAGCCUUCACAGAAAGCACCUCCCGAGGCAGCACCCCUAAAAGCCACACCAAUAGCCACAGCAAUAGGCGCAUUCCCGAAGACACCAACCUCAAAGACGACCACACCACCUCCAGAGGCCCCCACACCUAAGAAGUCUUCUUCAAAGUCAAAAUCAAGCAAGGAACCCUCGAAGCCAUCCUCUCCCAAGAUCGGGUCUUCGAAAUCCUCUUCGUCAAGCAAAGUCACGCCGCAACCAAAGGUCCCGUCCUCGCCCAAAGUCGCACCACCAACAAAAGCCUCAUCAUCAACAAAGUCCACGUCCUCCAAACCAUCUUCCACACCCUCCAAAUCUAAACGCUCCAAAUCCCCUCCCAAACGCGUCGACUCUCCCCUCGAAGACGACGACGACCCGCUCUCCGCGCUCAAAUCCGCCUGCCUCAAGCAAGUCUCCGGUGUGACCGGCCUCGGCGGACGACGCCUCGCCAUCGUGCUCAAGCAGCGGUCGACAGGGGAGUGGUAUGCCGCGCUCAAAGACACAGGGUCGGACAAGUACUUGAAGAUGUGGAUGAACAGGGAGAAGACGUUUGCGACCAAGCAGGAGGCGCUGGAGGCAUAUCUUGUGUUUGCGACGAAGAUGAAGAAUGGGGUGAGCUGGUUUCCUAUGAGCCCUCGGGCGAGCAGUCCAAAGGGGAAGAAGUGA
Molecule: messenger RNA, 915 nt
Organism: Didymosphaeria variabile
Lineage: Eukaryota; Fungi; Ascomycota; Dothideomycetes; Pleosporales; Didymosphaeriaceae
Exons: 1
Coding region: 1-915 (304 amino acids)
Source: RefSeq, a predicted model, not a curated record